GCGAUGGCCGACGACCUGGACUUCGAGACGGGCGACGCGGGGGCGUCGGCCACGUUCCCCAUGCAGUGCUCGGCGCUGCGCAAGAACGGCUUCGUGGUGCUCAAGGGCCGCCCCUGCAAGAUCGUGGAGAUGAGCACCUCCAAAACGGGCAAGCACGGCCACGCCAAGGUAGCCACGGGCCCGGGGAGGGGCUGGGCUCGGGGGGGGGUGCAGAAUUCCCGAAAUUCUGGAGGAAAUUCCGGAGGAAAUCUGAAAAUCCUGAGCUGAGUCAGCCCCGAGUGA
Messenger RNA from Onychostruthus taczanowskii (white-rumped snowfinch), 282 nucleotides. RefSeq names its product eukaryotic translation initiation factor 5A-1-like. Gene Ontology annotation, molecular function: ribosome binding; RNA binding; translation elongation factor activity. Bases 4 to 267 code for a protein of 87 amino acids. Gene Ontology annotation, biological process: positive regulation of translational elongation; positive regulation of translational termination. NCBI's taxonomy places the organism in Eukaryota, Metazoa, Chordata, Aves, Passeriformes, Passeridae. The transcript has a single exon. The record is from RefSeq and is a predicted model, not a curated record.